AUGGGAGACUGGCAAUUGUUGGGGAAACUUUUGGAAAAGGCGCAGGAACAUUCCACGGUGGUGGGCAAAGUCUGGCUGACGGUCCUCUUCAUCUUCCGGAUCCUGGUCCUGGGGGCGGCGGCGGAGAAGGUCUGGGGGGACGAGCAGUCCGGCUUCACCUGCGACACCAAACAGCCCGGUUGUCAGAAUGUGUGCUACGACAGAACGUUCCCCAUUUCUCACAUCCGUUUCUGGGUGCUGCAGAUCAUUUUCGUGUCGACCCCGACGCUGAUCUACCUGGGCCACAUCCUGCACCUCGUGCGCCUGGAGGAGAAGCAGAAGCAGAAGGAGAAGUUACGGCAAAAACGGCCCAAACCCUCCGUCAAGGAUGACAUGGGCAAGGUCCGGCUUCGCGGGGCCCUCCUGAGGACGUACGUGUUCAAUGUCCUCUUCAAGACUUUGUUUGAGGUGGGCUUCAUCGUGGCGCAGUACCUUCUGUACGGAUUUCAGCUGCACCCGCUGUACACGUGCAGCCGCUGGCCUUGCCCCAAUACCGUCAACUGUUACAUCUCCCGCCCCACGGAGAAGACCAUCUUUAUUUUAUUCAUGCUGACCGUGGCCUGCUUGUCUUUGCUGCUUAACCUGAUCGAAAUCUAUUACUUGGGGUUCACCAAAUGCAGGCAGGGCCUGACGGGGUCCCAAUGUGAACCGGUGCCCAAAUUACCGGCCAAGACGGGAACAAUCACCCACACUCAUAUCAUACCUCAUUAUGCUCACUACAGUCCUCCGGACAAAGGGUCGGGCUUCAGCACCUCCCUGCCGUUCCCCCUCUCCCCCAACAAGAACACAACCUCUGCUCUGGACAGCAGCCAGGCUGCACGGAUGCAGAACCGGGAGAACCAAGCCGUGGAACGCAACGGAAUCGGGGACCUGAACGUGGCGUCAGACAGCGGCAGUGACUUAGAGCACCCUGAGCGCCAGAGGCUACCGAGCCGGAACAGCAAGCAGAGUAGUACCAGGUCACGGCCUGGGGUUCUCGCGGUGUGA
Staurois parvus is the source of this 1026-nucleotide messenger RNA. The record is from the annotation of a GenBank genome assembly. NCBI's taxonomy places the organism in Eukaryota, Metazoa, Chordata, Amphibia, Anura, Ranidae.